This is a messenger RNA of Electrophorus electricus (electric eel), 1706 nucleotides long. It is a transcript of the gene hgd, whose product is annotated as homogentisate 1,2-dioxygenase. Gene Ontology annotation, biological process: L-phenylalanine catabolic process. Gene Ontology annotation, cellular component: cytoplasm. Lineage: Eukaryota; Metazoa; Chordata; Actinopteri; Gymnotiformes; Gymnotidae. The record is from RefSeq and is a predicted model, not a curated record. Gene Ontology annotation, molecular function: homogentisate 1,2-dioxygenase activity.
AAACCCAUAUGAAACAAAAUGCAUAAAUUGAGCCGAAGUCUUGUCCUCUCGCUCUCUGACCAGUGUUGGGGAAGAGCAGCCUCUGGCUUAACGAGAGCGUCCGAGUCGAGGUGUGCAAAGCUACAUUACAACUUGUCCAAACUCAGGUAGAAACGCAGAAUGGCUGGUCUGAAGUAUCUGAGUGGCUUUGGCAAUGAAUUUACUUCUGAGGAUCCUCGCUGUCCUGGCGCCCUGCCUGAAGGACAGAACAAUCCCCAAAUAUGUCCAUAUGGACUGUAUUCUGAACAACUCUCUGGCUCUGCCUUCACAUGCCCAAGGGCAGCCAAUAAGAGAAGCUGGCUGUACCGCAUACUGCCUUCUGUCCGACACAAACCUUUCACUCCCCUGAGCUGUGGAAACCUUAGUGAUAACUGGAAUGAAGUAGAGCCUGACCCCAACCAGCUUCGAUGGAAGCCAUUUACCAUUACCAAAGCAUCGGAGAAGAAGGUGGAUUUUGUAUCGGGUUUGCGCACGCUCUGUGGUGCUGGGGAUGCGAAAUCCCGCAAUGGGAUAGCUGUGCACAUCUACACCUGCAACGCUUCCAUGCUGGAUAAGUGCUUCCAGAACUCAGAUGGUGAUUUUCUUAUUGUGCCGCAGCAAGGUGAAAUCCUGAUCACCACAGAGUUCGGAAAGAUGAUGGUGGAGCCAAAUGAGAUCUGUGUUCUUCAGCAAGGUAUGCGCUUCAGCGUGGAUGUGUUUGGGGAGACCAGGGGUUAUAUACUGGAGGUGUAUGGCACACAUUUUGAGCUGCCUGACCUGGGACCCAUAGGGGCUAAUGGACUAGCAAAUCCCCGGGACUUCCAGGUACCUGUGGCUUGGUUUGAAGACCGCACGGUUGGCACUACCUACACCGUCAUCAACAAGUACCAGGGAAAGCUGUUCUCAUGUCAACAGGAGUUCUCACCAUUUAACGUGGUGGCAUGGCAUGGAAACUACACACCCUACAAAUAUAACUUGGAGAAUUUCAUGGUUAUUAACUGUGUGGCGUUUGAUCAUGCAGAUCCCUCCAUUUUUACUGUGCUGACGGCAAAGUCCACACGGCCAGGGGUUGCCAUUGCUGACUUUGUUAUCUUUCCGCCUCGCUGGGGAGUUGCUGAACAUACAUUCCGACCCCCUUACUACCACAGGAACUGCAUGAGCGAGUUCAUGGGCUUGAUCAAAGGUCAAUACGAGGCAAAGGAAGAGGGAUUCCAGCCUGGAGGAGGGAGUCUCCACAGCAUAAUGACCCCACACGGCCCUGACGCUGACUGCUUUGACAAAAACAGCACAGCGAACCUCCAACCAGAGAGAGUUGCUGAAGGAACCAUGGCAUUCAUGUUCGAGUCAUCCUUCAGCAUGGCUGUCACCAAGUGGGGGCUUGAAACCUGCCAGCGUUUGGACAAGAACUACUACAAAUGCUGGGAACCUCUCAGGAAUCAUUUCAAUCCAAACUGGGCACCUGACAGAAAGUAGAAGAGGCCAUGGCUCAUGCCAUGAGGAACUGCAGUUGAAAGAUUUAUAGCUUGUAGAGUACAGCUGAGCUUCAAUAAAUGAACAGUACACCAGGAAUGCAAAACUAAACAUGCUGCUGGAACUAGAAAUUUACAAUAAUAAAUUUUAAAAGCUUAACCCUUCUCCCCAGCUGCAGUAAUACACACUGUUUCAACAAUAAAGGAUGUUUAUUUAUA